Molecule: messenger RNA, 2030 nt
Organism: Anolis sagrei ordinatus
Lineage: Eukaryota; Metazoa; Chordata; Lepidosauria; Squamata; Anolidae
Product: mediator of RNA polymerase II transcription subunit 9
Biological process (GO): regulation of transcription by RNA polymerase II
Cellular component (GO): mediator complex
Molecular function (GO): transcription coregulator activity
Source: RefSeq, a predicted model, not a curated record
GUGAGAGGAAGGUGCGUGACGUCAUAUCCCCGCGCCUUCAGAGAGAGAGAAAGAGAAGUCUCCUUGCUUGGCAACGCGAGGAAAGCGGGCCUUAGCAACCGAACUCGAGGCGGGUCUCCAGAGGGAGAGAAGGCCGCAGCGAAGGCAAGGAAGGGAAGGGGCUGUCAAUGGCGGCGCCGGGCCCUGCCCCGAGGCCCGAGGAGCCUGCCCAGGGCUCGCUGCCUCCGUCGGGGCCUAGUUCUCAGGGCGAGCCGGCGGGGCCUCCUCCGCUCCCGGCUGCUCCUCCUCCGCAGGCCCAGCAGCAGCCGCCUUCUUCGCAGCCUCCUCCUCCUCCGCAGCAACAGCAGCAGCAGCCUUCCCCGGCCGAGGCCAAGCUCCAGGCGCCGGCCCAGGCUCCCCCGCAGGCCUCCUCGGCCCAGCAGGCCUCGCCCUCCGCGGCGCCCCCCAGCCACGAGCAGGCCUCCUUCCUGCCCCUCGUCCACGACGUCAUCAAAUGUAUGGACAAAGACAGCCAGGAUGUCCACCAGAUGCUGAACGAACUGAGGACCAAAUUUGUGGAGAUGCGGAAGCUGGUCAAGUCCAUGCAGGGCAUCGGCAUGAGCCCCGAACAGCAGCAGCUCCAGCUCCAAAGCCUCCGGGAGCAAGUGAAAACCAAGAGCGAGUUGCUGCAGAAGUACAAGAGCCUUUGCAUGUUUGAGAUCCCCAAGGAAUAAGAAAGGAAAUGACUCUGCCCCUUCUUUUCCAGGGCACAGAAUGAAGGUGUGUCUACUCUGUCAAAUUAAUGUAGUUCAGUACACUUUAACUGCCAUGAUUCAAUGCUAUGGGAUCAUGGGAGACGUAGUUUGACAAUGAGCGUUGGUGCCUCACUAAAUUAUGAAUCCCCAGGAUUCCAUUGCAUUGAAUCAUGGCAAUUAAAGUGACAUCAAGCUGCAUCAAUUCUGCACCCUGGGCCAUCUCCAGUACUUAGUAAGGCCUUUGCCUGGUAUAUUACUUAUUCCUGGGACUCAUGUGUUCUGAUGGACUCUCUUUGGUGAAACACACUGUUAGUUUAUAUUUUGCAAUGUUUUUCAGGACUGGUUUUUGGGUACUCUUCCUAUACAAUGUAUAAUUUAUACGUGAAAAUUAUGUGCCGCAAUCAUGUUCAAACACAAAAAGAAAAGAUGGGGGAACUACAUGUUAGAACACAAACAAAUUCUGGAAAAUAAUAUGCACUCCUUGCAGUUAGAAACAUAAGAAGAGAAAGGCCUCCUGACACUCCAGCUUUCUAGAUGCAUGGAUUUGAAAAAUACAGGAUUUAUAUUCUAUACGUGGAUAGCCUCCUUCAUACUUUUAAAAAAUUCUUGCACUUAGGGCCUGACCUUUCUCUUGAGAGAUUAUAUUUUUAGAUGCAAUAUUUUGCAAUGUUCCUCAGGAUUGGUUUUUUGGGUGUUCCUCCUAUAGUUUCAUAUUAAAUGCUAGUGUGGGAUAGAGUUCCAUACUUGAAAAACCAUCUAUAUAUUUUUUUAAAUCCUUGUUCCUAAAAAGCUAGAGUGUCAGGGAGCCUGACUUUCCUCUUGAGAGUUUAUAUCUCUAGCUGCAAAGAGUCUAGUAUAUUUCAGAAGUGGUUUUUGUUUUAACGUGUAAUCUGCCAACUUUUUCAUUUGUAUUGUGAACAUCUGAUUGCGGCAAUGAUUUUUCCUGUAUAAACGAGAAGCAAAAAGGAGAGCGGGAAACAUUUUUCUAAUAUAUCCCACUCUCAGCUCCAUUAGAAAGCAAUUAUCCUGUUCCUUCUGCGAAGGACGCCAGCAGGAGGAAGCAGCAGGGAAGCCGAGGUUAUGUUUAUUUGAAAUCUGCAGAACUAGAACAGAGAGUGAUUCAUGGAAGCUUAUGGGGCGGUUGGGAUUGGGUCAAUGUUGUGUCCCAAUUUUUCUGGGAUUCUGUCAAAAUUUGUAGCCAAGGCCCCAGCAUACAAAUGUGUUGUCUGUGUGUACAUAUCUUUUUCAAAAAUUAUUUUUGUGUUGUUUAUUUUGAAUAAAUUCUUGUUUCUGUAA